This is a messenger RNA of Drosophila navojoa, 6975 nucleotides long. RefSeq names its product Endoribonuclease Dcr-1 (gene Dcr-1). NCBI's taxonomy places the organism in Eukaryota, Metazoa, Arthropoda, Insecta, Diptera, Drosophilidae. Gene Ontology annotation, biological process: pre-miRNA processing; apoptotic DNA fragmentation; siRNA processing. Gene Ontology annotation, molecular function: deoxyribonuclease I activity; RNA binding; protein binding. Gene Ontology annotation, cellular component: cytoplasm; nucleus; RISC-loading complex. The record is from RefSeq and is a predicted model, not a curated record.
GAUUUAUCGAUGAUGCAAAAAAGCAUCCGAACCGGCGUUUCCACAUUGUGGAUUACCCACCAAUUCCAAUUGCAGUGGAACUGCAGUAGACUCGGGAGUGUUGGACACAAAUGACAUUAUGGCGUUCCAUUGGUGCGACAACAACCUGCAUACCACAGUGUUCACCCCGCGAGAUUUUCAAGUGGAGCUGCUUGCGACUGCCUUUGAGCGUAACACGAUUAUCUGUUUGGGUCAUAGAAGCUCCAAGGAGUUUAUAGCACUCAAGUUACUGCAAGAGCUUUCUAGACAAGGACGCCGGAACGGUAAAGUGAGCGUGUACCUGACCAAUCAGAUUGAUGCUGAGAACACGUCCAUCUACACGAUGCUCACGCAUCUCACCGAUCUCAAAGUGUGGCAGGAACAGCGAGAUCAGGGAAUUUCAGCUGAUCAUUGCUGGACCGACUACCAUGUCAGUAUACACAAGCCGUCUUCCUUUCUACUCCUGCUGAAAACUGGAAAUCUGCAACUAAGUAGCGUUCAACUGAUUGUGCUUGAGGAUUGUCACGACAGCGCUGUCUAUCGCAGUAUUUUGCCCAUUUUCGAGGAAUUUAUUCUGCCAGCAAAGUCUGUUGAUCGUCCCCGAAUAUUGGGGCUGGCGGGUCCCUUGCAUAGUGCAAACUGUGAGCUUGAGGAACUGCACGCCAUGUUGGACACACUGGAGCAGCAGAUGCUGUGUCGCAUCGAAACAGCCAGUGACAUUGUCACCGUGCUGCGAUACUGUGCCAAGCCCCAUGAGUAUAUUGUGCAAUGUGCGCCCUUACAACUGGACCACUUGUCUCGUGUGAUAGUCGAUAUCCUGACCACGCAUAAGUCGUUCCUAAGUGAUCAUCGCUAUGAUCCCUUUGAGAUUUAUGGCACCGAUCAAUUCAUGGAGGACUUAAAAGAUAUUCCCGAUCCCAAGCAGGAUCCACUAAAUGUGCUAGAUGCCCUACUUUCUGUGCUCCAUGAAAUGGGACCUUGGUGUACGCAACGCGCCGCACUUUAUUUCUACCAACGCAACGAGAAGCUGAAAGUUAAGACUCCACACGAACGACACUAUUUGCUUUUCUGCCUGGUGAACACAGCGCUGAUCGAAAUAAAUGCCCUGUGCGAACAAACAUUCCAAAAGCUAAUGGUUGAGGACCCUCUGGGUACCAUAGAGCGGUACUCUAGUCCCAAGGUGCGGCGGCUGUUGCGAGUACUACGCUGUUUCAAACCAGCUGAGGCGCACAACCAGGCCGAGGGAUUGCGUAAAAUGCGCCAUCAGGUGGAGCAGACUGAUUUCAAUAAAUUGUCGCAGGCACUCAAAGCCAAGUGCCACGUGGUUGAACAGCUGGAUGAGAAGAAUGUGGAAACAAGUAGUAUAGUUAACAAUCUGCAGCAACUCGUACAAUCGUCAGAAAAGGGAGCAAAGGUGGCGGCGCAAGCCAAAGCCAACACCGAUGAAAACGCUCCAGGAACUCAACCAACGACCACCACAACGAAAUCCAAAUCCAAUGGACAGCAGCACUCAAGGAGGCGGAUGCACACAAGGCGGCACAAUCGACACCACAAUGACGCGGGCGAGACCCUUUGUGCUCUUAUCUAUUGCAAUCAAAAUCACACGGCUCGCGUUCUAUUCGAACUGUUGGCGGAGUUGAGUCGACGCGAUCCUCAUCUAAAGUUCCUGCGCUGCCAGUAUACCACGGAUCGCGUGGCUGAUCCGGCCACAGAGCCAAAAGAAGCUGAACUGGAGCAUAGGCGGCAGGAGGAUGUGCUGAAACGGUUUCGCAUGCACGAUUGUAAUGUGCUAAUUGGCACCUCGGUGCUAGAGGAGGGAAUUGAUGUGCCCAAGUGCAAUCUGGUAAUUCGCUGGGAUCCACCCACAACUUAUCGCAGCUAUGUGCAAUGCAAGGGACGUGCGCGAGCCGCACCCGCUUACCAUAUAAUGCUUGUAGCACCCACGUAUGAUCCGUCUGAUGCGGCAAUCAAAGCUGCAGUGCAGCUCAAUGCGCAGAGCCAUCGAUUUAUCUGUGCAACGUCCAGCGAUGAUACAGCGAAUGCUGACCAGGAGGUGGACAGCGAUUCAGACGACUCUGCACUGCCCAAUUCGCUUGCUUCCGAUCCAUAUACUUUUGGAACUGCUCGUGGAACGGUCAAAAUACUCAAUCCAGAGGUGUUUAGCAACCAACCGCCCACCGUGUGUGACAUAAAACUGCAGGAGAUCCAGGACGAGGCGCCCGCUGUUCUAGAUGCCGGCAAUUCCAGUGACGAUGCCAUUAGCUUAUCGAAUACCACGCCUAGUGACAGAAGCGCGGAGCGUAGACCCAAGCAACGCUUCCAAUGCGAACUCCAUUCGAUGCCAGAUAUUGAGUCAGCCACUGAGGUAAAUGUUCCGGCAAUAGCAGACAAUCUGACAAGUACAACACAGGUGCUGGUGCAUCGAAUGGCACAAUAUCGCGAGAUCGAGCAGAUGCUGUUAUCGAAGUGUGCCAAUACGGAGCCCGCCGAGCUGGAGCAGAUACAAGCGGAGCGAUUCACGAGCUGCCUUGCCGCCUAUAGGCCCAAGCCGCACCUGUCAACCGGCGCCUCAGUUGACUUAAGUACUGCCAUAGCCCUGGUCAACAAAUAUUGCGCCCGGCUGCCCAGCGAUACCUUCACCAAGCUAACAGCUCUGUGGCGUUGUGCGAGCGCCGUUCGUGACGGCGUCACGUUAUACCAGUACACGUUGCGCCUGCCCAUUAAUUCACCUCUAAAGCACGAUAUUAUUGGUCUGCCGAUGCCCACUCAGACACUUGCACGGCGGUUGGCCGCACUGCAGGCCUGUGUGGAUCUGCAUAAGAUUGGUGAACUGGACGAUCAGCUGCAGCCCAUUGGUAAGGAGGGCUUUCGGGCACUGGAGCCAGACUGGGAGUGCUUCGAUUUGGAGCCAGAGGACGAGCAGAUAGUGCAACAAAAUGACGAGCCACGGCCGGGCACCACAAAACGGCGGCAAUAUUACUACAAGCGUAUUGCAUCGGAGUUUUGUGACUGCCGUCCUGUGGCUGGCGCUCCUUGCUACCUGUAUUUCAUUCAGCUAACACUACAGUGUCCUAUACCUGAAGAGCAGAACACCCGCGGUCGCAAAAUCUAUCCGCCGGAAGAGGCACAACAAGGCUUCGGCAUAUUGACGCUGAAACGCAUACCAAAGCUGAGCGCCUUCUCGAUAUUUACGCGAUCUGGUGAGGUAAAGGUAUCGCUGGAUCUGGCACGUGAUCGUGUUGUCCUAACUGAGGAGCAGAUUAAGUGCAUCAAUGUUUUCCUUAACUAUACUUUCACAAAUGUGUUGCGUCUGCAAAAGUUCCUCAUGCUCUUCGAUCCAGACUCCACGGAAAACUGCGUGUUCAUUGUGCCCACGAUAAGGUCGACGGCAGACAGUCGGAUUAUUGACUGGCAAUUUCUGGAGCUCAUUCAAGCCACUGGGAACAUGAUGCCACAGCCAGUGCCAGAUGAGGAACGGCAAAAGCAAUCAUUCGAUGCUCAACGUUUUCAGGACGCUGUCGUUAUGCCCUGGUAUCGGAACCAAGAUCAGCCACAGUACUUCUAUGUAGCCGAAAUCUGCCCACAUUUGUCGCCACUGAGCUGCUUUCCGGGCGACCAUUAUCGCACCUUUAAGCAUUACUAUCUAGUUAAAUAUGGGCUCACCAUACAGAAUGCAACGCAGCCUCUGCUCGAUGUGGAUCACACGAGUGCACGGUUAAAUUUUCUAACUCCGCGUUACGUGAAUCGAAAGGGCGUGGCACUACCCACCAGUUCGGAGGAAACGAAGCGGGCAAAGCGAGAAAAUCUUGAACAAAAGCAGAUUCUAGUUCCCGAACUCUGUACAGUGCAUCCGUUCCCGGCGUCUCUAUGGCGCACAGCAGUUUGUCUGCCCUGCAUCCUGUACCGCAUCAAUGGGCUGCUGUUGGCUGACGAUAUUCGAAAACAGGUCUCUGCGGAUCUUGGCCUCGGCCGGCAACAAAUCGAUGAUGAGGAGUUCGAGUGGCCCAUGCUAGACUUUGGCUGGAGCCUCUCGGAAGUGCUGAAGAAAUCCCGCGAGUCUAAGCAGAAAUCCGAUAGCAAAGAGGCAAUCAACGAAGUUACGGAGGACUUGGCUGUCGAGACAGUAGCUGAGCCAAGCCUGGAUAAAGUAGAGAAGACUGCCAACGAGCUGGUUAUUGAAGGAGAAGAACAGUUAAGCAGUACGGCAGAAUUUAUAGAGAUAGGCACCUGGUCGAAUGACAUGGCCGAUGACAUAGCCAGCUAUUCAGAGGGUGAUGACGAUGAGGAGGAUGAAGAUUUUUUGCCAGUGCUUCCCGCUAAUGUUAAGUUCUGCGAUCAACAGAUGCGAUACGGUUCGCCGACGUUUUGGGAUGUCAGCAAUACCAAUAGCUUUAAGCAGCCAGCUGACUCUGUCCAACAGCGAACCGCUAAACCGCGAGGCGGUGGUGGCGCGGGCAAAUCUGCAAAAGUAGAGGGAAAACCCAAAUACGCCUACUACGAAUCGGAUAAUUCCCUUAGCUCCAGCAGUGAUGAUGACGAUCAUGUAGGGCCGGUUCACAACUACAGCUCGGAUGACGAUGAUUCGGAUGACAUUGCCGCCGGCCGCAUUGAGUUCACAUCGAAGAACGAGGCGGAGGCCAUCGAAACAGCUCAAGAGCUGGAAAAGCGCCAGAAACAGAUGUCCAUUAUUCAAGCCACCAAUGCCAACGAGCGCCAAUAUCAAGAGACAAAGAAUUUGCUCAUAGGGUACAACUUCGAGCAUGCGGAGCGUAGUAACAGUGUCAACUACGAGCAGUCCAUUGUUCGCUUUAAGUCAGAGAUUGAGACCUGCGGCAUGCUGGUGUCACAAGACGAGGAGCUCAACAUCAAGCGAACAGAAGACAGCCUAGUCAAAGUGGACAAAGAUGGGGCUACGUUGCAGCUGGAGCUGCUUAAGCAACUGCUGCCAUACGUGCCAGAAGAUGCAAUUUUGGCUAAGCUCGAUAGCCACGAGUCGCUGGAGCUCUCUGAUCUGGUUGAGCUAAAUGCAAGUUGGCUGCAGCAGCAUGAACCUGAAACCUACACCGUAUUGGGUUGUGGCGCUAGCUUUGACAACUACAAUGAUCACCACCUACUGAGCUUGGACAAUAAACAGAUCAGACUUGAGUAUCAAAGAGAAUCGGCAACGAAUAAUGAAAGUGCUGUGAAUCCAACGGAAAGGCUCUUAACAGGCAGGCCUGAUGCCGGGUUUAGUUUCGAUCAGCAGCCGGAGCUGGUAGGGCAUCCCGGACCCAGCCCCAGCAUCAUUUUGCAGGCACUGACAAUGUCAAAUGCCAACGAUGGCAUUAAUUUGGAGCGUCUGGAGACAAUUGGAGACUCGUUCCUCAAGUAUGCAAUUACAACAUAUCUGUAUAUCACCUAUGAGAAUGUGCACGAGGGCAAGUUAAGCCAUCUGCGCUCCAAGCAAGUGGCCAAUCUCAAUCUGUAUCGAUUGGGGCGACGCAAGCGACUAGGCGAAUAUAUGAUAGCCACCAAGUUCGAGCCGCACGAUAAUUGGCUGCCGCCCUGCUAUUAUGUACCCAAAGAGCUGGAAAAGGCGCUAAUUGAGGCUAAAAUUCCAACGCACCACUGGAAGCUGGCCGACCUGCUGGAUAUCAAGAAUUUGAGCAGCGUGCAAAUCUGCGAGUUGGUUCGUGAAAAGGCCGAAGCAUUGGGCCUGGGCACCAAUGCAGAUCAGCCCACAGCAACACAACAAAAUGCUGAUUUGGACGACUCGAACGAGACGAACGAUUUCAGUUGCUUCAUUCCAUAUAAUCUAGUCUCGCAGCAUAGCAUACCGGACAAAUCUAUAGCGGAUUGUGUAGAGGCGUUGAUUGGCGCUUAUCUCAUCGAGUGUGGUCCGCGCGGCGCAUUGCUCUUUAUGGCCUGGCUGGGAGUCCGUGUGCUGCCCUACCAAAUGGAACCGGCUCCUGCAGACGUUAGCCAACGCAAGCCGGGCAGCACGAAGCCAGAUGACAACAACAUGGUUACCGUAUAUGGUGAUUGGCCGACGCCGCGCAGUCCGCUUCUGCACUUUGCACCCAAUGCGCAUAGGGAGCUGGAGGAGCUGCUUAGUGGAUUUGAGGAAUUCGAGGCCAGCCUGGGCUAUACUUUUAGAGAUCGUUCCUAUUUACUGCAGGCCAUGACGCAUGCCAGUUACACGCCCAAUCGUCUAACAGAUUGUUAUCAGCGUCUCGAAUUUCUGGGCGAUGCCGUCCUCGACUACCUGAUAACACGACAUUUGUAUGAGGAUCCACGCCAACAUUCGCCAGGCGCUUUGACUGAUCUACGUUCGGCUUUAGUGAACAACACAAUCUUUGCCUCAUUGGCUGUGCGGCAUGGCUUCCACAAGUAUUUUCGUCAUCUAUCACCCGGACUCAACGACGUCAUCGACCGCUUUGUUCGCAUUCAGCAGGAGAACGGUCACUGCAUAAGCGAAGAGUAUUAUCUGCUCUCUGAGGAGGAGUGCGAUGAUGCCGAGGAUGUUGAGGUGCCUAAGGCAUUGGGCGAUGUAUUCGAAUCAAUCGCCGGUGCCAUAUUUCUCGACUCGAAUAUGUCCCUGGAUGUGGUGUGGCAGGUAUUCAGCAAUAUGAUGAAGCCAGAGAUAGAGCAGUUUAGCAAUUCUGUGCCAAAGUCACCCAUACGAGAGCUGCUCGAGCUGGAGCCGGAAACGGCCAAAUUUGGCAAGCCAGAGAAACUGGCGGACGGACGUCGCGUUCGCGUCACUGUUGAUGUCUUUUGCAAGGGCACAUUCCGCGGCAUCGGACGCAACUACCGUAUAGCCAAAUGUACGGCUGCCAAAUGUGCACUCCGACAGCUGAAAAAGCAAGGCCUGAUAGCCAAGAAAGACUAAAGGUGUGGCGCUGUGCUGUGAAUGUACAAUGUAGUUGUAGGUGUCCACAUGUAGAUAUAUAACAAAUAAAUGCUCCAAUAACAAUA